GAAAAUCAAUUUAAAAUAUCAACGUGGGCUUUACGUUUUAAUGGAGCCCAUCCUAAUUUACAGCACGAUAAAAAAUGGAUUGCAAAAUUUAUUUUAGUCGUCAUUCUUACCACUGUGUUUUUUAUUUUUCUUAUUAAUUCAAUUGUUUGUCAUGAUAUUCGCGAUGGGAAAUAUACGGAAGCUAUCAAAAACGGCUGCCUAGCUACUGUAUAUUUGACUCUUUGUUUUAAAAACUAUGUCCUGCUCCGUAAUGGAAAUUCAAUGAAAAAAUAUAUUGAAAUUAUGGAUAAAGAUUAUGCCGCAGUUGAAAAUUACACAGAAGAAGAGAAGCAAAUAAUUCAACUAUAUUCAAAAAAGGGAAGGAAUGUUUGUUUUUAUUGGUUAGUUGCAGCAUGUACUACCGGUGCUAUGUUUCCUUUAAAAGCUUUAUUUUUUAUGAUCUGUUCACUUAUUCGUGGUGAAUUUAAAAUAGUGCCAAUGUAUGAUAUGGCUUAUCCAUCCCCGAUAGAAACUCACAAAGAAAAUCUCUAUAUGUAUUUAUUUUUAUUUUUAUAUUGUUUAAUAUUUGAUAUGUACGCAACAUCUGUGUAUGUGGGAUUCGAUCCCUUGGCUUCAAUAUUUCUAUUGCACGUUUGUGGUCAAAUUGAAAUAUUGAGUUUGCGAAUGAAGAACGUAAUGGUGGAAGUUACAGAUCAUAAUGUGAUCUGUGGAAAAUUAAAAGAGAUCAACCAAAGACUACAAGCAAUAUACAUUUUCCAUAAUUCUGUUCAAUCAAACUUUCGGGAAUUAUUUGAAUUCAAUAUGAAAACAACAGUAUUUUUAUUACCAUUCUCUGCUUUUCAAAUCUUACAAUCACUGAAAAAUUUGGAGCUCAAUAUAGAAUUCACAUGUUUCUUUGGGUCAUAUAUAAUUCUCUUUUUGAUUCCGUGCUACUAUAGUAACCUACUGAUGGAUAAGAGUAACGAAUGGCGAGAAGCAAUUUACUCGUGCGGUUGGGAGAAUCAGCCGAAUAUUCAAAUAAGGAGGACCGUCUUGUUUAUGUUGGCAAGAUGCGGCAUACCGCUUAGCAUGAGAACUAUAUUCCACCCAGUUAACCUCGCAACAUUUGCUGAGGUGUGUCGUCAAGCUUAUACCAUAUUCAAUAUUAUGAAUGCUGCGUGGUCAUAA
This is a messenger RNA of Papilio xuthus (Asian swallowtail), 1167 nucleotides long. Its product is annotated as odorant receptor 10a-like. The annotation marks the transcript as partial. The record is from RefSeq and is a predicted model, not a curated record. Gene Ontology annotation, molecular function: odorant binding; olfactory receptor activity. Lineage: Eukaryota; Metazoa; Arthropoda; Insecta; Lepidoptera; Papilionidae. Gene Ontology annotation, cellular component: plasma membrane. The transcript has 5 exons. Gene Ontology annotation, biological process: detection of chemical stimulus involved in sensory perception of smell; sensory perception of smell.